ACUGUUCUAUUCUCUAACUUAAUAUAAAUCUCAAAAAGAUUAUAUAUAUAAUCGUUGGUGUAUAAAUUUUUCUAAAAAAGGGCAUGGCAUCGAUACUCGCAUCUCUCGAAGUAUUGUUGUCACUUUUCCGCGAUGCCGAUUGGUUCUCUCGUUGCGCUUACUUCGAGUUGCGAGAGUAAAGGCGCAAAUUCAUGGUGCGAAUAUUCAUUGCGAAUGGUAGGUCACGUGGGCAUUCGUAAUUCGUUGCGAAUAUUCGUUGUUCGCAGGAUUUUUCCUGCUUUUAACGAAUACUCGCAAAAAUUAAGAUUGGAUUGCUAUGAUAAUAAAUUUUUUAAUAUAAAACUUCUAAAAUUAAAUAUUAUAGUUAUAAUGGCGUCAAAUAGUUUUUCACAGCCACAGCUUUACAAAUGUGGUCUGUGCUUAGAAUAUAUACUUUUUGAAAACAUAUAUUUACAUAACUGUGUGCAAAACUUUACGCAAGUUUUUAUAACCGAAGAUAAUGUAACUUUCUUUCCUCAAACAGAAAAUAGAGAUUCCUUAAAUCAAAACUUGUCGAUGGAAGAAAUGCUUAUUGCAGCAGUUGAAGAAAGACCACCGUUGUGGAACUAUAAAGAUUGCCUUCCAAAAGAUCGAACCAAUGCUGCAAAGAAUAAAUUAUGGGAAGAAAUUGAAGAGAUCCUUAAUCCCAAUAAAGAAAACCCACAAUACACUGCUGCUUAUUUUAAAAAUAAGUGGAGAAAUUUAUUAGACACGUAUAGAGUGUAUUUAUCAAAAGAAAGAACACAAAGUGGACAAGCUGCUCACAAAAAAAACCAUGGAGAUUUAUGGACCAAAUGGGUUUUAUAAAAGAAAGUAUUGACCUCGGUAUAAAAACUAAGGAAAAGCAAUAUUAACCUUUAAAGAACACGGGUGGCGUAUAGAGUGCACCACGCGCUACAAUUUUUGGUCUUUGGGUAAUUUUUUUUAGAACAAUCAACAAUUUUCCAAGAACCAUGUCACACAGUUCUACCUGUAAUAAUUCAGAUUCAGAAAGUAAUAAUGAUACUAACAAUGUACAUGAAAAACGUGCAAAAAAUACAAAUACUGAUUAUAUCGAAAAAAUAGUAACAGCUCUUGAAAAGCCUAUUGCAGCACCUACAAUAAUACAACCGGAAAUACAAAUUCCUAAAAGAGAUGAAAUAAGUCAAUUUUGUUUAAUGAUGGAUGAAAAAUUAAGGAAACUUGAUUCCAAAACGGCUAAUACAGCAAUGUUUAAAUUGUAUGAACUGUUGUAUAAAAUUGAAAAUAAUAUAAAUUAAUAAUUAUUUUCAUUAUUUUAUUAUUAUUAUUUAACUGCAUGUACAUUGACUGUUUUUAAAUUAAAUGUUUAUUUUUACUAUGUAAAACUUGUA
Messenger RNA from Monomorium pharaonis (pharaoh ant), 1391 nucleotides. RefSeq lists its product as uncharacterized. Bases 133 to 846 code for a protein of 237 amino acids. NCBI's taxonomy places the organism in Eukaryota, Metazoa, Arthropoda, Insecta, Hymenoptera, Formicidae. The transcript has 6 exons. The record is from RefSeq and is a predicted model, not a curated record.